Messenger RNA from Aethalodelphis obliquidens (Pacific white-sided dolphin), 3828 nucleotides. It is a transcript of the gene GPR158, whose product is annotated as G protein-coupled receptor 158. Lineage: Eukaryota; Metazoa; Chordata; Mammalia; Artiodactyla; Delphinidae. Gene Ontology annotation, molecular function: G protein-coupled receptor activity. The record is from RefSeq and is a predicted model, not a curated record. Gene Ontology annotation, biological process: G protein-coupled receptor signaling pathway. The coding region runs from base 175 to 3801 and encodes 1208 amino acids. The transcript has 11 exons. Gene Ontology annotation, cellular component: membrane.
GGUAGCUCAGUCAGCCGCGCGUAUUUCAGAACAUCCCUAUUUUAAAGUCCUUUUGGACUGGGUGCCAGCUGAAAAGGGGGAAGACUCCUAGUAAAAGUCUUAGUGCUGAUAGAUUGACGACCAAAAUUUAAAAAGUGACUCCCUCCGUUACCUCCUCUCCUUGCUGCGAGGCAGAUGGGAGCCAUGGCUAACCCCUUACUCUGCUGCCUCCUGCUCGUUCACCUGGGAUUGGGAGCUGCCGGCGCCAGCCGCGACCCUCCAAGUCGGACGGAUUCCUCUCGAGAGAAGACCCUGAGGGCGAAGCAGCACGCCCAGCAGCCGGCUCGAGCCUCUGCCUCGGACCCCUCGGCUCCCUGGAGCCGCUCCACCGACGGCACCAUCUUGGCGCAGAAAAUCGCCGAGGAGGUGCCCAUGGACGUGGCCUCUUACCUCUACACCGGGGACUCCCACCAGCUGAAGCGAGCCAACUGCUCCAGCCGCUACGAGUUGGCGGGCCUGCCGGGGAAGUCGCCUGCCCUAGCCAGCUCCCAUCCCUCCUUGCACGGGGCGCUGGACACGCUGACACACGCCACCAACUUCCUCAACAUGAUGCUGCAGAGCAAUAAGUCGCGGGAGCAGAACUCGCAGGACGACCUGGAGUGGUACCGGGCACUGGUGCGGAGCCUCCUGGAGGGUGAGCCCAGCAUCUCCCGGGCGGCCAUCACCUUCAGCACCGAGUCGCUGUCCGCCCCAGCCCCGCAGGUCUUCCUCCAGGCUACGCGCGAGGAGAGUCGCAUCCUGCUCCAGGACCUGUCCUCCUCAGCACACCACCUGGCCAACGCCACGCUGGAGACCGAGUGGUUCCACGGCCUCCGGCGCAAGUGGAGGACUCACUUGCACCGCCGCGGCUCCAAUCAGGGGCCCCGGGGCCUGGGCCACAGCUGGCGGCGCAGGGACGGUCUUAGCGGGGACAAGAGCCACGUCAAGUGGUCUCCGCCUUAUCUGGAGUGCGAGAACGGCAGUUACAAGCCCGGGUGGUUGGUCACUCUCUCCGCUGCUUUCUACGGGUUGCAGCCUAACCUGGUCCCGGAAUUCAGGGGUGUCAUGAAAGUUGACAUAAAUCUUCAGAAGGUGGACAUUGACCAAUGUUCAAGUGAUGGCUGGUUUUCAGGAACUCACAAAUGUCACCUUAACAAUUCAGAGUGUAUGCCGAUUAAGGGCCUAGGAUUCGUGCUUGGAGCCUAUCAGUGCAUUUGCAAAGCAGGAUUCUAUCAUCCUCGAGUCUUCUCAGUGAACAGCUUUCAGAGAAGGGGUCCGGAUCACCAUUUUGCAGGAAAUGCAAUGGAUGUGUCAGAAGAAGCCCAUGUCUGCCUGCCCUGCAGGGAGGGCUGCCCCUACUGUGCUGAUGACAGCCCCUGCUUUGUCCAGGAGGAUAAGUACUUGCGACUUGCUAUCAUCUCCUUCCAAGCCCUGUGUGUGCUGCUCGACUGCGUGAGCAUGCUGGUGCUCUACCGCUUUCGCAAAGCAAAGAGCAUCAGGGCAUCGGGCCUUAUCCUGUUGGAAACAAUCCUUUUUGGGUCUCUGCUUCUCUACUUUCCGGUUGUUAUUUUGUACUUUGAGCCAAGCACAUUUCGCUGUAUUCUCCUAAGAUGGGUCCGUCUUCUCGGUUUUGCUACUGUUUAUGGAACUGUCACUCUCAAGCUUCACAGGGUUUUGAAGGUGUUUCUUUCACGAACAGCCCAGCGGAUUCCAUACAUGACCGGUGGACGGGUCAUGAGGAUGCUGGCAGUAAUACUCCUGGUAGUGUUUUGGUUUCUCAUUGGCUGGACUUCAUCUGUUUGCCAGAAUUUGGAAAGGCAGAUUUCACUCAUUGGCCAAGGGCAAACAUCAGAUCACCUCAUCUUCAAUAUGUGCCUCGUUGAGCGCUGGGAUUACAUGACAGCAGUUGCUGAAUUUUUAUUCCUCCUAUGGGGUGUUUAUCUCUGCUACGCGGUGCGAACGGUCCCAUCAGCUUUUCACGAGCCGCGCUAUAUGGCUGUUGCAGUUCACAAUGAGCUCAUUAUCUCCGCUAUAUUCCAUACAAUUAGAUUUGUUCUUGCCUCAAGACUUCAGUCUGAUUGGAUGUUGAUGCUGUAUUUUGCACAUACUCAUUUGACUGUGACAGUGACCAUUGGGUUGCUUUUGAUUCCAAAGUUUUCACAUUCAAGCAAUAACCCACGAGACGACAUUGCUACAGAAGCAUACGAAGAUGAGUUAGACAUGGGCCGAUCUGGAUCCUACCUGAACAGCAGUAUCAAUUCAGCCUGGAGUGAGCACAGCUUGGAUCCAGAAGACAUUCGGGACGAGCUGAAGAAGCUCUACGCCCAGUUGGAAAUCUAUAAGAGGAAGAAGAUGAUCACAAAUAAUCCCCACCUCCAGAAAAAGCGGUGCUCGAAGAAGGGCUUAGGCCGUUCCAUCAUGAGGCGGAUCACCGAGAUCCCGGAGACGGUCAGCCGUCAGUGCUCCAAGGAGGACAAGGACGCGUUGGACCACGGCGCAGCCAAGGGCGCCGUCCCGGGCAGGAAGAACCCACAGGAGGCUGCGGGCGGCGCCGGGAAGCCCAAGGAGGAGUCCCUGCGGAACCGAGUCUUCUCGCUCAAGAAAUCGCACAGCACGUACGAGCACGUGCGGGAGCAGCCGGGCAGCCCAGGCAGCCCGCCCGCCCCGAGCCGGGAGGAGGAGGCGGCGGCCACGGAUGACUCUGCGCUGGGGUCCCCGGCGGGAACGAACCGACCGCGAGCCCUGCAAGACGACAGCCAGGCCGUGUCCACCGAGUCCGUGCCUCUGGUGUGUAAGUCGGCCAGCGCCCACAACCUCAGCUCGGAGAAGAAGCCCGGGCCGCCCCGCACAUCCGUGUUACAGAAGUCCCUCAGCGUCAUCGCCAGUGCCAAAGAGAAGACGCUCGGAUUGGCCGGGAAAACCCAGGCGUCCGGCGUGGAGGAACGGGCCAAAGCCCAGAAAGCUCUGCCGAGAGAGAAAGAGACAAACAGAAAAUACUCAAAUUCAGAUAACGCAGAGACUCAAGACUCUGCCCCCCCAAACUCCAAUCAUUCAGAGGAGCCAAGAAAACCUCCGAAAUCUGGGAUCAUGAGGCAGCAAAGGGCCAACCCCCCCACUGCCAGUUCCGACCUGAGUCCAGGCGCCCCCCAGUUGAAGGACAGCUUUGACAUAGGGGAGGUGUGCCCCUGGGAGAUCUACGACCUGACCCCCGGUCCUGUGCCUUCAGAAUCAAAAGUUCAAAAGCACGUAUCGAUUGCGGCUUCUGAAAUGGAGAAAACCCCAAUUUUUUCCUUAAAGGGGAAAUCUCAUCCCAAGCCUAAGGCAGCUGAACUAUGUCAGCAGUCCAAUCCGAAGAGCAUAGACAAAGCUGAGGUGUGCCCUUGGGAGAGCCAAGUUCAGCCCCUCUUUGAAGAUGAGAAGUGUGUGAUUUCCAAGACUCAGGUUCCCCCAGGAAGAGCUCAAGGGGAGAAUGGCGGCCAGCACCCUGCAGCCAGUGUGUGUGCUGGGCAGUGUGAAGAACUGCCUCCCAAAGCCGUAGCAUCAGAAGUGGAGAAUGAAAACCUCAACCAACUAGGAGACCAGGAGAAAAAGACAUCUUCCUCUGAGCAAAAUGUGCCUGACUCAUAUAACUCAAGUAAUAACUUUCAGCAACGCUUAACAUCACGAGCUGAGGUAUGUCCCUGGGAGUUUGAGACCCCAGAUCAACCGAAUGCUGAAAGAAGUGUAGCUUUCCCCGCCUCUUCUGCUUUAAGUGCAAAUAAGAUAGCAGGGCCUCGGAAAUAAGAGGUCUGGGAUCAUUUUAAAGUGUAG